Messenger RNA from Saxophila tyrrhenica, 1428 nucleotides. RefSeq lists its product as uncharacterized. Bases 1 to 1428 code for a protein of 475 amino acids. The transcript has 2 exons. The record is from RefSeq and is a predicted model, not a curated record. Lineage: Eukaryota; Fungi; Ascomycota; Dothideomycetes; Mycosphaerellales; Extremaceae. Gene Ontology annotation, molecular function: FAD binding; oxidoreductase activity.
AUGGGGAGUCAAGGAAGGACGAGCGACGGCGUGGAUUCACAGUUUCACGAGGACCUACUCUCAGCAGUUGGGCGCGACUCCAGCCGGCUGAACUAUCCUCAGAGCAAAGAAGCUGUACCAUACUUCAACACAGACUCUCCGGUUCUACCUCUGGUGAUUGUGACUCCACAAAGCUCGGAACAGAUUGCUGCGAUUGUGAGACUGGCCAGUCGAGGGGGCUACAAAGUCCAAGCCAAAGGAGGCGGUCAUAGUUACGCCAACCAUGGUCUCGGAGGCCAGGAUGGCUCGGUAAUUAUCGACAUGCGCAGCUUCCAGCACUUCUCCAUAGACAUAUCUGACUGGACUGCCCGCAUCGGUGCCGGAUGUCUUCUCGGGGAGAUGGCACAGAUGCUGUACGACGAAGGUCGUGCUAUGCCCCAUGGAACAUGUCCUCAGGUCGGCCUCGGAGGGCACGCUACAACCGGAGGCAUUGGUCCAGCCUCGCGAAUGUGGGGGCUGACUCUGGACUGCGUUAUGGAAGCGGAAGUCGUUCUCGCCGAUGCCAGCGUCAUCCGAGCGUCUGAGAAGGAACACCAGGACGUCCUCUUCGCGCUCAAGGGGGCAGGUCCCAGCUUUGGAAUUGUCACAGAGUUCAGGCUUCGCACAGAGCCUGCGCCGACAGAGAUCGUUCGGUUCGACAAUAUACUAUCGUCUCCAGAGCCGUCGCAACGAGCAAAGCUGUUCAAGCAAUGGCAAACCUUUGUCUCAGAUCCCUCUUUGUCGCGAGAGCUUCAUGCAGGCAUGGACGUCUUCCCACAGAAGGCGAUUGUAAGUGGGCAUUACUUCGGGACGAAGGAAGCAUAUGACCGUCUUGAUGUGAGUGCCAUCUGUGCCCGGAAUGACACUUACAACGAGACCGUCAGCAAGACUUGGAUCGAUGUGAUCAAUGCCUGGGCCGAUCAAGUUCGGGUGAACUUCGCAGGAGGGAUGCCGAGACCAUUCUAUGCCAAAUCCCUCAACUUCAAGGCCAGCCAGCUCAUGCCCGACGCUGUGAUUCAUGAGCUAUUCGAGUACCUGGCAAGGGCUUAUGCAAAUGGUGUAAUGCUGCUCGUAUCGUUCCAUUUGGUCGGAGGUGCGGUGAACGAUACCGUAGCAAAUGCGACUGCCUUCGCCCAUCGAGACACUCUUUACUGGAUGCAGUUCGCUGCGAUUGAGAAUGGCGGAGUAUCCAAGGCCACCAAGGGCUGCGUACAGGGCAUCGCCGACAUCAUUACGAAAGGCAUGCCUGAUGGACAGUUUGGUGCAUACCUUGGACACAUCGAUCAAGAUCUUUCUGGUGCUUCGGACGCCUAUUGGGGAAGCAACUUGCCCAAGCUGGAACGCAUCAAAGGCGCGGUGGAUCGUGGAGACAUGUUCCAUAACCCGCAGUCCGUUCCACCUUCGACGUAA